Messenger RNA from Gadus chalcogrammus (walleye pollock), 3111 nucleotides. RefSeq names its product inositol 1,4,5-trisphosphate receptor interacting protein (gene itprip). The coding region runs from base 327 to 1970 and encodes 547 amino acids. The transcript has 2 exons. The record is from RefSeq and is a predicted model, not a curated record. Gene Ontology annotation, cellular component: membrane. Lineage: Eukaryota; Metazoa; Chordata; Actinopteri; Gadiformes; Gadidae.
CACACACACACACACACACACACGACAUAGCUUUAAUAUAUAUCCACGUUACCGCUGCCUUUUACAACAGGAAGUGGUGAGUAGGCUGUUCCUUUCGAGGGUGGAGACAGCAAUGCCAGGAAAUGUAAAGUCUAGUUCCCGUUUCUCGUUGAACCGCAUCACUAAAAACAGUCAAAGGUAAGCUACGAUCCCCAGGCAAGAUGUGUGACUGUGUGUUUCAGGACCUGCUGCCAAGGUACAUGGGAAACAUACAAGGGCAAUGCUGUGCUUGGAUGUGACUUGAUUUCUUAAAAGGUCUGAAAUGAAGUGAGACAAGUCUCCUCCAGAUGUCGAGCGCCAUCGCGCGGGUAUGUCUCGUGGUGGCAGCAGCCAUCUUGAACCACCCGCUGUUCUUUUCUCAAGAGAACGCCACCCUGCCAGAGCAGGACGAGGAGCUGCUGACCCGCAUGCGCCUGCACGAGGAACAGAUGCGCACUCAUGAGGAGCGACUGGUUCGGGAACAGUCCAUGCUGGAGGAGGAAGAGCGGUCCAGGCUGGAGUCACAACCACAACAAUCAGAGGAGAGCCCUGACGAAGCGUAUGUCUGGUACUUCUGGAGUGCCGUCUCCCUGGUCGUUUUCCUCGCCGUCGAAGUCAGCCGGGUGGAUCUCGCCAACGUGGAGACGUGGACCAUCGAAGACGAGGAAAUGUAUCCAGGGAAUGGAUCUAUUGGGGCCAGAACGCUCGCAAUCGACAAGGGCCUGUUGAGGCAGUUUUGUGACCGAUGCCUCCACACGUUAUCCCAUGAGAACUGGAGGGUCCAGGAGUUUGUAGAGGGUUUGGCAGACAACCUGCUUGAGUCCAUGAGGAACGUCUGCAACGCGGAGACACGCAUGGAGUUGGGGGACUUCCUGGGAGUCGGCAGCAUGUUCGAGUCCUGGAAGGCGCACAAGCCUCUUACGUGCGACCUUAUCGUGCCAUUCACCCUGCCGGCGCCAUACUCCUUCCAGUACCACCUCUGGUGCAGCCCGGCUAGCCGCGUGCCCCCUGACCUGCAGGGCUUUGCCGCCAUCGAGGUCAACAAUAAGAAUCUGGGCGCCGGUUGUGUGUGUGAGUCUGUGGUCGCCGGGGAGGACGUGCUCUGUCUCCUACACAGCAAGACCGCCAGGUUAGAGGAAGCGGAGCGCAGCGAAGAAGACGGCCUGCUGUGCUCCAGGGACACCUCCUCCUUGUCCAAAGACCAGGUCAUGAGGUGGUUCCAGUUCUCCGUGAGUAAAGCGUGGGGACGCAUCGCUCACAAGUACGACUUUGAGCUGGCCUUCCACCAGCUGGACACCGCUGGCGCCCUGAAGGUCAGAUUCCGCUCGGGGAAGGUCAUCGUGCUGAACCUCAUCCCCGCAGUCCAAUUGGACGACACUGAGGCCUACUUCGUCUCGCACUUCCCGUCCGACACCAGCUCCACGCCUGACACCUACUGGCCCAUGUCGCUGGCCGUCUACGAAAGGAACUUGCUCAAACAUUUCACGAGAACCCUACCGCAAAACCCCUGUCAUUUACACUGCCUGCAGAUUCUCACUUUCCUCCAUAAGAAGCAGACGGGACUGACCGGGGAGAGCGCUCUGACAGACUACCAUCUCAAGACAGUCGUGUUGCACCUCUUGGUACUGAGAAGACAGCCGUCUAGUUGGGGUGGCGGGUUCCUCGACCAGCGGCUCAGGGACGCCCUGGCCUUCCUUCAGAGGAGCCUGACUGAGAAGAGGCUUCACCACGUCCUGAUUGGCAACAGGCAUCUGCCGGGGGAACUCGGAGUGCCAGAGGUGUUCAGAACUGCAGAGCCGGUCAAUCUGUUUCGUGUGUUUGUGCUGCAGAGGGCGCUGUACGUGGACACGGUCAGGCAUUUGGAAGAAAUGCUGCGAAACGCACCGGCGUUGUUACAGGAAUACACCCCGCACUUGUUGAAUGGAGUGGCUCGUUCAAGUUUAGAUAAUUAGUUUCACUGUUCCUGUUUAUAUCAAAGCCACAUUUUUUGGAGUUGUAGUUACAUACCGUGUUAAGCUUAGCUUUGACUUCAUCAACAGUUUAUCUGUAAUUUCAGUAUUUACGUUUUAAAGAAACGUUACAAUGGUCAUUUGUCUUAAAACUAUAUUCUUCUAUCAUACUGAGACAUGGCGGAACUGUGAAAGAGUGCCACCAGAAACUAUUUGUUGGUUUAUUUUUGGUACUGAGAAAAUCCUAUCCUUUUUUACGUUUAAGUAAGCUUAAUUAAUGGAGAACGUCUAUAAGCAUUCCUGUUAAUAGACCACACCAUCACUCUUGUCAGUUACACCUAAAAGUGGUACAAAAGGAAAUAAUAAAAAUAACUUUUCAUCUGAACAACAUUACAGUUUCAGAAUUAUCUGAGAAUAGACAGGAAAAAAUCUAAAAGUCCUGUAAGGAGCAAACAACCAUAUUUUUGGGAGAGAAAUCAAUGUUUGUCAAAUAAAGCUGAAAUGCAUUUAUACCGUACCUUCUAAACCUGAAUUUUUCUUUGUAUUAGAGUAUUGCUGUUUGUAUUAGAGUUUAUAAUGUUUACAAUUAUACACAAUAACAUUGCAAAAUAUAGUUAAGCCUAACUAUAGAUUUUCUUGAACAUUUUAUAGAUUUUUUUUUAUUUAAUACCUUUUAUAUUUGAGGGUCUAUUACUCUAUUUUGUAUAUUCUAAUCUACAUCCUAUAAAUCCCUGGUUGGUGCAUUAUAUGUAACCUUGCAUGAUAAGUGACCUACUUUAAAUCGAUUUCUUGCCCCUUACAUUUUUUCACUUCUAAGGCAAUUUUUCCAUGCCAAUAAAGCUGUUGAAUAUAAGGUUACAGCCUGAGUUAUCAGAAGAUAACAACGUUUUUAGACCUAUUGUUGAAAGGUUAUCAAACAUUGUAAGCCUAUAGGGGGACCUUUGGUUCAACGCCUGGGCCUAUCUAGAAUCAAUCCGUCCAAUUCAACAAAAUCUACUCAAAAUUUUUAGAAUAGACUCUUUUUCUACCCUACAAUAGAUUUUAAUAACUGAAAUAAAUGUUAAUAGAGCAAGACCCACCUUUCCAUCUGUGCUCUCAUAAAACAUUUGUUUUUAGUCUUUUUUUUAUGUAUAUACAGUAAAGU